This is a messenger RNA of Gasterosteus aculeatus aculeatus (three-spined stickleback), 1817 nucleotides long. RefSeq names its product dehydrodolichyl diphosphate synthase (gene dhdds). Gene Ontology annotation, cellular component: dehydrodolichyl diphosphate synthase complex; endoplasmic reticulum. NCBI's taxonomy places the organism in Eukaryota, Metazoa, Chordata, Actinopteri, Perciformes, Gasterosteidae. Gene Ontology annotation, molecular function: ditrans,polycis-polyprenyl diphosphate synthase [(2E,6E)-farnesyl diphosphate specific] activity. The record is from RefSeq and is a predicted model, not a curated record. Gene Ontology annotation, biological process: polyprenol biosynthetic process.
UGGAAGCUCCCUGAAAUGUGAAAUAUGUACCGUGAUUCGGCGAGCAGACGACGUGUCUGGUUCCAUGGUUGAAACGAAAGACGCGGCUCCCGUGAAGCGUUUGUCUUCACCGGAAGGCGUCUGACUCGGUUUGAGCUUCGCGGCGGAGAACUUCUCUCAGCCGAUGAAUCAAUCACCGGCUGCAUGCAGCGCUAACCUUUCACCGGUGACCCGUUAGGAAGACGUUCUCCGGGGCGUUUGAGCGGCGACUUAGUCCCCUGAUUCUGACCGCUGAAGGGUCGGUUGUUGUUUUGUUUUUGUUUUUUUACAUUUCAGAGCCCUUUUUUGAAAUAAUUCCAAUCGCCUAUUUUUUUUUAGACUUUUGAAAGGCCGAACAUGUCGUGGAUCAGGGAGGGAGAAUUAAACCUGCUCGAAAGGAUUUCAGCCAAUAUCCUGAAGGCGGGACCCAUGCCUAAACACGUGGCCUUCAUCAUGGACGGCAACCGGCGCUUCGCACAAAAGAAAAACAUGGAGCGCCAGGAAGGACACAUGCAGGGCUUCAACAAGCUGGCGGAGACGCUGCGGUGGUGUAAGCACCUGAACAUCCGGGAGGUCACGGUGUACGCCUUCAGCAUCGAGAACUUCAAGCGCUCCAAAGACGAGGUGGACGGGCUGAUGGAGCUGGCCAGGCAGAAGUUUGAAAAGCUGUUGGAGGAACGGGAGAACCUGGAGAAGCACGGCGUGUGUAUCCGGGUGCUGGGCGACCUGAACAUGCUCCCGCUCGACCUCCAGCAGCUCAUCGCCAAAGCUGUGCUCGGCACCAAGGCGCACAAUAAGUGUUUCCUGAACGUGUGCUUUGCCUACACGUCGAGGUACGAGAUCACCAACGCGGUCCGGGAAAUGGCCUGGGGAGUGGAGCAGGGCUUGAUCAAAGCAAGCGACGUUUCAGAGCCGCUGCUGAGCGCGUGUUUGUACAGCAACAAAUCUCCCAAUCCGGAUCUGCUCAUCCGCACCUCAGGAGAGGUGCGACUCAGCGACUUCCUCCUGUGGCAGACUUCCCACUCCUGCCUCGUGUUUCAGUCCGUGCUGUGGCCCGAGUAUUCCUUCUGGAACCUUUGUGAGGCCAUUCUGCAAUACCAAUUAAAUCACGCUUCCAUCCAGAAAGCCAGAGAGCUCCAUCGAGAGCAUCAGGCCCUCCAGCAGCUGGAGGCGGAUCGCGCCUGCGCGGCGGAGCACCUGCAGAGCCACGGCAACGGGAAGCCCGCCAGCGGCCAGCGGAGACGGGAGGCGCUGCUGCAGUACACCGCCUGCCGGGAGGAGCGGAUUCAGGACUUCCUAGAGGCGCUGAAGCGCAAGAGAGACUCUUUCUUCAAUGACUUGUGGAGCGCCGGCGUCUCGGCCUAGGGAGGAGGAGAGGAACGCGCCUCGCGCUCCGAAGAGGCCUUCUGUGGAGAACGGAGGAGGGAAACAAUAAACUGUUUCAUUGUGUUACUGAUUUUCAACAACAAAACGAUAAAUAGCUGUUUUUACCCCUGUGGGGCUGUAAACUAAUCAAUAUUUAUGAUUGAAGAUUUAGAGGAAACAAAGAUGUGUGCAAAUGUCUGGUCAAGAUGUGGUGAAGUGGUUGUGUAAAUCGUCUGUCCGCUGCAUGCCGUUGAUUGUAAGAUCGAACUAUGUGAAUGAGAGCCGGCGAUCCGUCCAGAUUAAUACGAGUCAGCGCAGCUUGCUUGUGGUCCGUUGAGUGUGAUGCUGAUGACGUGACUAGGUUUUGACCAGCUUGCUUUAACAGAAUAAAGCGAUUGUCGUUUGUCCGCUGUGAUUAAAGGAUGUGCGAUUCA